GUAGUCCACGUAUUAAAUUCUCCUUCUUCUUUAUAGUCCACAGAUACAGGAGAGGACCCCAGAACCAAAGGCUCGAUAGAGAAGAAAGUUGAGAUAGAGAAAACAUUUUAUAACGCUCGCUGUCUCUGUGUCUUUCUCUCUAGGAUUAGGGUUUUUAGGGUCUGCGGAGCUUAGAGUGAUUAACCAUGGCGGAGCUUUCUCAGAAAGAGGCGGACAUACAGAUGAUGCUGGCCGCUGAUGUCCAUCUAGGUACCAAGAACUGUGACUUUCAGAUGGAAAGAUAUGUCUUCAAGAGAAGAACUGAUGGAAUUUAUAUAAUAAAUCUUGGUAAGACAUGGGAGAAACUCCAGAUGGCCGCGAGAGUCAUAGUUGCUAUCGAAAAUCCUCAGGAUAUCAUUGUUCAGAGCGCGAGGCCCUAUGGACAGAGAGCUGUGUUGAAGUUUGCCCAUUAUGUCGGAGCUCAUCCUAUUGCAGGGAGACAUACCCCUGGAACAUUCACAAAUCAGCUUCAGACUUCAUAUAGUGAGCCUCGCCUCCUUAUCUUGACAGAUCCCAGGACUGAUCACCAGCCUAUCAAGGAGGCUGCACUGGGUAACAUUCCAACAAUAGCGUUUUGCGAUACGGAUUCGCCAAUGCGUUAUGUUGAUAUUGGCAUUCCAGCAAACAACAAGGGAAAGCACAGCAUCGGCUGCCUCUUUUGGUUGUUGGCAAGAAUGGUUCUGCAGAUGAGGGGUACCAUUCUUCCAGGGCAAAAGUGGGAAGUCAUGGUUGAUCUCUUCUUUUAUAGAGAACCUGAGGAAGCAAAAGAACAUGAAGAAGAGGAGGUUGCCCCGGCCCUUGACUAUGGGGCCCCUGCUUACACAGGAGAGUUAGCUGGGGAGCAAUGGCCCACCGCCCAAAUUGGCGAUGCUCAGUGGGGUGGUGAAGUGGUCACUGGACCUCCUGUUCCUACUAUUCCUGCCGGAGAGUGGAGCACUCCUACAGGCGUUGUGGCUGAUGGAUGGGAAACUGAUCCUGCACCCCCACCAAUGCCUGUUGAUCUUCCUCCACAACCUUCAGGUUGGGGGGACCCUGUCGCUUAGGAGUUUAGUUAAGUGAGUUUAAAUUUAUGAUAGGAAGUAUAGUCUUUUCCAUCAAUGAACACGUAUUUUGUGCUGCCUGUUUGGAAUGAUUUUGUAGGGGAGAUGUAAAAUCUUUCUAUAGAUGAUGAGCUCGGUUCCUUUUCCUCCACUUUUUUAGUUCUUUUUGAAGGAUUUCUCUUGGAUUGUUCUGUUGAGUUUGUGGAAACUCUCAUAUCUACUUGAUAAAUGGAAGAUGUUUGAUUAAUUGUUGU
Molecule: messenger RNA, 1333 nt
Organism: Amborella trichopoda
Lineage: Eukaryota; Viridiplantae; Streptophyta; Magnoliopsida; Amborellales; Amborellaceae
Product: small ribosomal subunit protein uS2y
Biological process (GO): translation
Cellular component (GO): ribosome; small ribosomal subunit
Molecular function (GO): structural constituent of ribosome
Source: RefSeq, a predicted model, not a curated record